Tachyglossus aculeatus (Australian echidna) is the source of this 1932-nucleotide messenger RNA. RefSeq names its product neutrophil cytosolic factor 1 (gene NCF1). Lineage: Eukaryota; Metazoa; Chordata; Mammalia; Monotremata; Tachyglossidae. Gene Ontology annotation, cellular component: cytoplasm; NADPH oxidase complex. The record is from RefSeq and is a predicted model, not a curated record. The coding region runs from base 1 to 1152 and encodes 383 amino acids. Gene Ontology annotation, biological process: respiratory burst; superoxide anion generation. Gene Ontology annotation, molecular function: superoxide-generating NADPH oxidase activator activity; protein binding; phosphatidylinositol binding. The transcript has 11 exons.
AUGGCAGAUCAAUUCAUCAGGCAUAUUGAGCUGCUGGGCUUCGAGAAGCGCUUCGUCCCAAGUCAGCACUACGUGUACAUGUUCCUGGUGAAGUGGCAGGACCUGUCCGAGAAGGUGGUCUACCGCAGGUUCGCCGAGAUUUACGAUUUCCACAAAACCCUCAAGGAAAUGUUUCCGAUCGAGGCUGGAGACAUAAGCCCGGAGAGCCGCAUCUUACCCCAUCUACCGGCCCCGCGCUGGUUCGACGGGCAGCGGUCCACUGAGAACCGGCAGGGCACGCUGAGCGAAUACAGCCACAUGCUCAUGAAUCUCCCCGUCAAGAUCUCCCGCUGCCCCCACGUGCUCGAAUUCUUCAAAGUCCGGCCCGAAGACCUGAAGCUCCCGGCGGAAGGACAGACGAAGCAGCCUGAGACAUUCCUGCUGCCCAAGGACACCAGGAGCAAUGCGGCAGACAUCACCGGGCCCAUCGUGCUCCAGACGUACCGCUCCAUCGCCGACUUCGCCAAGAGCUCGACCACCGAGAUGGCCCUGCAGGCCGGAGACCUGGUGGACGUGGUGGAAAAGGGCGAGAGCGGGUGGUGGUUCUGCCAGGCUAAGAACAAGCGAGGCUGGGUUCCGGCGUCGUACCUGGAGCCGAUGGACGGUCCAGACGAGUCCGAGGAGCAGGAGCCCAACUACGAGGGCGAGCCAUUCGUGGUGAUCCGAGGCUACACGGCCGUGGAGGACGACGAGAUGACCCUGCAAGAGGGCGAGGCCAUCGAGGUCAUCCACAAACUCCUGGACGGCUGGUGGGUCGUCAGGAAAGAGGAAGCCACGGGAUACUACCCAUCUAUGUACCUGCAGAAGUCGGGGCAGGCCCAAGCCAGGAGCCAGAGCAGAAUUCGGGGGGCUCCCCCGCGGCGGUCCUCCAUCGCCAACGCCAAGAGCAUCCACAAGCAGGCCCGGAAGCGCAUCAGCCAAGACACUUAUCGGCGCAACAGCGUCAAGGUCACCCAGCAGCGACGCCGACGGUCACGGCCCCAGAACCCAGGCGGCCCCAGCAAGGAAGACAGGAUGAAGGCCGAGCCGGCCGUGCCCCCGCGGCCCAGCCCGGAUCUGAUUCUGAACCGCUGCAGCGACAGCACCAAACGGAAACUCACGGCCUCCCCCUGAGCCCGCCCGCCCUCCGACCCUGCUGGCCCCACCGACUGACCCCCUCCAGCCCGCCAGGCCCCGCUGACCCCUGUGACCCCACCGAUCGACCCUGCUGGCCCCACCGAUGGACCCCUCCAUCCCACCAGGCCCCGCUGACCCCUGUGACCCCACCGAUCGACCCCGCUGGCCCCACCGACGGACCCCUCCAUCCCGGCAGGCCCCGCUGACCCCUUUGACCCCGCAAGCUACACCGAUCCCUCCGACCCCCUCGGCCCCUCUGACCCCACCGGCCCUUUCGGCCUGUCGGUGGGAGGUAGGGCUCUCCCCAGCAAGGAAGGCACCAUGGGGGUCCUCUCCUCCCUCCCCCCCAUCUCGGGCCAGGCCUUGGCUCCCCAGCCUGAGACACCCUAAAGUGGAUCCGGGGACCGACCCCCAUAGCUUCUCUAUCUGUAAAACGGGGAUUAAAACUGUGAGCUCCCGGUGGAACAACCUGAUCACCUUGUAACCUCCCCCGCGCUUAGAACAGUGCUUUGCACAUAGUAAGCGCUUAACAAAUACCAUCAUUAUUAUUGUUAUUAUAACACUGCCCCAUCCUACUCCUCCGGUCCUGGGCAGGGUGCCUCCUCUGGGAAGCCCCCCCAGGUUAAACCUCUCUUCCCCACCCACCCCGGCUCUGUGGACGGACGCCUAGAGUUCCUGGGCCGCUCUUUGGCCGGACCCCUGCCCCUGGGGCACUGGUUGGGCCAGUGCGGGGGGCCGGGGCGGAAGCCACUGGGAGAGAAGCACAGUAAACCUUGG